ACAUAAAACCUUUCCCCCUUUCACUCUCCUCCGACUCACCCAUCUCUUCUCGGUCUCUGUCCGCAUCUCCACAAAAGCAAAAGCCAAGGACGAACAAGAGAGAGAAGACGAAUUUUGAUCGACAAAGUGAGGAUCCAGAGGAUAGGAUGGGCCAGAAGUCGCUGAUCUACGCUUUCGUGUCUCGCGGGCCGGUGGUUCUGUCGGAGUUCACGGAAUUCACUGGGAAUUUCAAUUCCAUAGCGUUACAGUGCCUCCAGAAGCUCCCCACCACCACCAACAAGUUCACUUACAACUGCGACGCUCACACCUUCAACUACCUUGUCGAUAACGGAUUCACUUAUUGUGUAGUGGCAGAUGAGACAGUUGGAAGACAAAUUCCAAUGGCUUUUCUGGAGCGUGUUAAGGAUGACUUUGUGUCAAGAUAUGGGGGUGGCAUGGCUGUAACUUCUCCUGCGAACAGCCUAAACAAGGAAUUUGGAUCAAAGUUAAAGGAACAUAUGCAGUACUGUGUGGAGCAUCCUGAAGAGAUAAGCAAACUUGCGAAGGUGAAGGCUCAAGUUUCAGAAGUCAAAGGUGUUAUGAUGGAGAAUAUUGAAAAGGUUUUGGAUCGUGGGGGAAAGAUAGAGCUUUUGGUGGAUAAAACUGAGAACCUCCAUCACCAGGCACAAGAUUUCCAGAGUUCAGGGAUGAAUAUGAGGAGGAAGAUUUGGCUUCAAAACAUGAAGAUCAAGCUCAUUGUCUUGGGGAUUCUGAUAGCUUUGAUCCUUGUUGUAAUCCUUUCUGCUUGUGGUGGGUUCAACUGCGGAAAAAAGUGAGCACCUUUCUAUGAGGACCAUAUAAAGGAAGAAUAGGAUUUGUGCGUGUUUAUUGCAGGCCUUUUGCAAUUACGCCCAAAAAUGUAUAUGUAGCUGGAAAACCAAUUAAAUACUGCCUAAUAUUGGUGCAAAGAAAACUAAUUCUUGCCAGCUGAAGACCUUGUAAAGUCGUAGUUAUACCAGAAAAUUGUGUCGGAAAAGAUGAAAUCACAGUGAAUGGUUGGAUUGAGAAAUA
Molecule: messenger RNA, 1050 nt
Organism: Rhododendron vialii
Lineage: Eukaryota; Viridiplantae; Streptophyta; Magnoliopsida; Ericales; Ericaceae
Product: vesicle-associated membrane protein 722-like
Exons: 5
Coding region: 147-815 (222 amino acids)
Biological process (GO): vesicle-mediated transport
Cellular component (GO): membrane
Source: RefSeq, a predicted model, not a curated record